GCCGUCAGUCACCUCGGUGUCCUUUCUGUGGCCCAAAGCCUCACUGGAUGGGUUUCACCCGUGUCUUCUAGGUCUGCGUCUGCGUUGCCAGGUAGGUGGAUGUAAGAGGCCCAAUCCUGGUUCUCUGGAGGCCAUUCCAUCGCCGCCAGCACCAUGCUGUCCCCUCAGAGAGCUUUACUCUGCAACCUCAACCACAUCCACCUCCAGCACGUCUCCCUAGGCCUGCACUUGUCCCGCCGUCCAGAGCUACGGGAGGGGCCUCUGAGCACGCCACCUCCCCCGGGAGACACCGGCGGCAAGGAGAGCAGGGGGCCCUGCAGCGGGGUCCUGGUGGAUGCCAACUCCAAUAGUCCAGCUGUGCCCUGCCGGUGCUGCCAGGAUCACGGGCAAAGCCUAGAAAACCGGCAGGACCCUUCGCAGGAGGAAGAAGGGGCUGCUUCUCCCUCCGACCCGGGCUGCUCCUCCUCUCUCAGUUCCUGUUCAGAUCUUAGCCCCGAUGAGUCCCCCAUCUCAGUCUACUCUCGGGAGCUGCCUGGCGAUGACAUCCACCCUGAGCCCAGCAUCGUCCCUGUGGAGCAGGGCUCCUCACUGGCCUCAGCAGGCCCUGGUACUUGCUCCCCGGACAGCUUCUGCUGUUCUCCUGAUUCUUGCUCCGGAGCUUCCUCUCCGCCUGGCCCUGGCUUGGACUCGAACUGCAACGCCCUGACCACCUGCCAGGACCUUCCUUCCCCAAGCCUGGAGGAAGAGGAAGAGAGUGGGGAGCAGGAUCUCCCUACCUCCGAGCUCUUCGAGACAGAGGACGGGAAAAUCGAUGCUGGGAAAACAGAGCCCAGCUGGAAAAUAAACCCCAUUUGGAAAAUUGACACAGGAAAAACAGAAGGUGGGUGGAAAGUCUCUGAGAACAAUAACUCUGAUCGGAAAAUCAACGGAAAUACUAACUCUAGCAGGAAAAUCGAACCCGGGAAAUUCGACUCCUGUUGGAACACCAACACAGGAAAAACUGAUUCUGGCCCGAAAAUAGAUGCAGGGAAAAUCGAUGGGGAAUGGAGAAGUGACGUCAGCGAGGAGCCGGUGCCCCACCGGACAAUCACGUCUUUCCAUGAACUGGCUCAGAAGCGCAAGCGGGGCCCGGGGUUACCCCUAGUGCCACAGGCGAAGAAAGAUCGGAGCGACUGGCUUAUAGUCUUCUCUCCAGACACCGAGCUUCCCCCAACCGGGACGCUGGGCGGGUCCUUAGCAGCUCCCCGGGAAGUCACCACCUUCAAGGAACUCAGGUCUCGCAGCCGGGCCCCGCCCCCGCCAGUCCCGCCUCGAGACCCUCCCGCUGGCUGGGCCUUGGUCCCGCCCCGCCCCCCGCCCCCGCCCGUGCCUCCCCGGAGGAAGAAGAACCGACUUGGGCUGCAGCCCAUCGCGGAGACGCCUCCCGAGGAGGGCAGGGCAGUCAGCCCCGCGGCUGGCGAGGAGGCCCCAGCCGCCAAGGAGCCCGAGGAGGCCGUCAAUCAAGCCCGCAGCGAGGCGGGUCCCCUCUUCCUCCCUCGGCCCCCGGUUUUCCGGUUCUCGGCCGACGGGCGCCCCCUGUUGGAGGGUGGAGGCGCGGGCGCAGCUGGGUCCCUGCUACUGGCGCGGCUGGCCGGGUGGCCCAGCACUGGGCUGCGCCUAUUGGGGGCGCCGAGUCCCCAAGAGGAGCAGUUGCUGCCUGUCCGCCUGUCCCCAGUGGGAGCCUAUUCGCCUCCUACUCGGGGGGCCCUGCCCUGCCUGGCCAGCCCCGAGCUGGCACUGCUGCUGUCCCCGCUCUUUCCCAGAAGUAGCACCUUUCCCGCCGCGACUUCCCCACCCCGCCAGGUGCCCGCCCCCCCGCUGCCACCACCACCUCGUCCGCCGAAGGCCACUCGCUGGACCAGGAGCCCACCGUCUGCGCCCAGGCUACUUCGUAGUUCCUGGUCUUUCUCUGGUGUUCCCGGGGCCCAGCGGCUGUGGAUGGCAGAAGCCCAGAGUGGGACUGGCCAGCUGCAGGAGCAGAAAAAAGGUCUCCUGAUAGCCGUCAGUGCUUCCGUGGAUAAAAUCAUCUCGCACUUCGGAGCUGCCCGGAACUUGGUUCAGAAGGCCCAGUUGGGGGAUAGCCGGCUGAGCCCUGAUGUGGGGCACUUAGUGCUGACCACCCUCUGCCCUGCUCUCCAUGCCCUGGUGGCAGAUGGGUUGAAGCCUUUCCGGAAAGAUCUUAUCACUGGACAGCGUCGGAGCAGCCCCUGGAGCGUGGUGGAGGCAUCCGUGAAGCCAGGCUCCAGCAGCCCUUCCCUGGGAUCACUGUAUAGCCAGGUCAGCCGCCUGGCCCAGCUGAGCAGCAGCCGCAGUCGCUUCCAUGCCUUCAUCCUUGGCCUCCUCAACACCAAGCAGUUGGAGCUGUGGUUUUCCAGUCUCCAGGAAGAUGCAGGCUUGCUGUCCCUCCUGUAUCUGCCCACGGGAUUCCUCUCCUUGGCAAGGGGAGGCUGCCCAUCCUUGUCAACAGAGUUGUUACUCCUGCUGCAGCCCUUGUCGGUGCUCACCUUCCAUCUGGACCUGCUCUUUGAGCAUCACCACCACCUGCCCCUGGGCCCAUCCCAGGCCCCUGCCCCUCCAUGCCCACCUCCAGCCCUGCAGCAGACUGUGCAGGCAAUGUUGCACUGGGGGGGCCGGCUGGCCCAGAGUUUCCGAGGGUCUGCUGGGGAGGCUGCUCCUGACCCUUCAGCUGCCUCAAAUGCUCCCACAUCAGGCAGCUGGUGGGAACAGUUGACACAGGCCUCUCGGGUCUAUGCCUCAGGGGGGACUCAGGGCUUCCCUCUUCCCCGGUGGGGGGGACCCAGGAAUCAUGAAACUGUAGCUGAGAGUACACAGGAGAGACCUCUGCCAGCAGAGCAAGCAGCACCAGGAAGAGGCGUGUGGCUGGGGAGACUCUUUGGCGUACCUGGAGGCCUCACGGAAGCUGAGAAUGGAGCCUUUAAAUCCAGGAGACCAUCUAGCUGGCUGCCCCCAACAGUGAGUGUGUUGGCUCUGGUGAAGCGAGGGACACCUCCUGAAACUCCUCCUGAAGAGCUUGUGGCCUCAACAGCUAGCACAGUUCAGGCCCAUAGGGCGGUUCGGGCUCUCUGUGACCACACUGCUGCAGGACCUGGCCAGCUGAGUUUCCGGCGUGGGGAAGUGAUGCGUGUGAUCACAACAGUGGAUGAAGACUGGCUCCGCUGCGGGCGGGAUGGUGUGGAAGGGCUGGUGCCAGUGGGAUACACCUCCCUUGUUCUCUAGGCCCAGGAUCAUUUUCUUUCCUGUGUGUUCCCCUUCUGUUAGCUGGGACUGGAACGGCCCAUGAACACAUAAUAUGUAAUUUAACCAUCCCAGAAGCAUUUUUUUCCUGUCUGCAAAAUGGUAUUUCUUCCCACAUUUACUUCUAAUAUUUAAAUUUUCCUUCUUCCCUUCACACUGACCUGUUAAGGUCAGAUUUGCUCUCCCAGAUAUAUAUAAAGGAAUCCCCUCUAUGCACCCUUUUCCUUUUUCCAUCUGUGUAUCUGCGAACUAGGAUCUAGCCCUCCUCAAUCUUCUUCAUCCCUAAAGUGGCCUGUGCCAGUGCAGUAUAUGCCUUGGCCCCCAAGCCUAGAAGGGCCUGUAGUCUCCUUUCUCUGUAGGGACUCCUUUCCCAUUCUGCUCAUCCUUUGUUGCCUGUAUUUAUGAUGUACUCAUGCUGUGCUAGGUGCUGAAUUCUUUAAACCUCAACACCCCUGGAAGGUGGGCCUAUGGUGUUGGUCUGCCUCUCUCCUCUGUCCCAAUAAAGUAUGGGAGUUGAA
Dipodomys spectabilis (banner-tailed kangaroo rat) is the source of this 3812-nucleotide messenger RNA. RefSeq names its product RUN and SH3 domain containing 1 (gene Rusc1). The transcript is spliced from 10 exons. The record is from RefSeq and is a predicted model, not a curated record. The coding region runs from base 154 to 3276 and encodes 1040 amino acids. NCBI's taxonomy places the organism in Eukaryota, Metazoa, Chordata, Mammalia, Rodentia, Heteromyidae. Gene Ontology annotation, molecular function: protein binding. Gene Ontology annotation, cellular component: cytoplasmic vesicle.